Molecule: messenger RNA, 1295 nt
Organism: Macadamia integrifolia
Lineage: Eukaryota; Viridiplantae; Streptophyta; Magnoliopsida; Proteales; Proteaceae
Product: PHD finger protein ING2-like
Exons: 7
Coding region: 262-1047 (261 amino acids)
Cellular component (GO): nucleus
Source: RefSeq, a predicted model, not a curated record
AGAUAAAGAGAAAUACUGAAGUCGCAGUCUUAGGUAUACGAUUUUCACAAAUAAAAGAAAAUGAACACGCGUUUAGGAAAUGCGGUUUUAGUGAAUAAGUUAAAGGGGGACUGAUGAAGUGGGCGAAUCACCUUUGCCGCUGAAACUUGAAAGUUGAAAUGCGACCAUUACCUAUUACUUGCUUCGAAGUGGUCCAAGUCCGAAAAAACGAGAAAACGAAGGAACCCUAGAAGGCUAGAAUUUAAGAGUUUCAGAGUCAAAAUGGCGAUUGCUAGAACUGGAGCCUACGUGGAUGAUUACAUACAGUAUUCAAGCACGUUACCAGCUGAGCUGCGGAGGCUUCUGAACACAAUGAGAGAGCUCGACGAGAGAUCCCUAGCCAUGAUAAAUCAGACAAGAGAGCAGACAAAUUACUGCUUGGGAUUGCCUUCCCAAAGCUCAAGAAAAGGGAACCACGAUGAGGACGAAACGUUUGAGAAGAUUCAAAAGGAUAUCGAGGCAAACCAGGAGAGUUCCUUGAACCUCUGCACCGAGAAGGUCCUGCUAGCGCAACAAGCUUAUGACCUGAUAGAUAGCCAUAUGAAACGGCUUGAUGAAGAUCUCAACAACUUUGCAGAUGAUCUAAAACAAGAGGGUAAAAUACCACCGGAUGAACCGGCUAUCCUUCCUCCAUUGCCCAUCCCAAAAGAUGAGAAACGGAAAUCUUUCUUUGGGACACCAAAAUCAAAUAGGUUUGAUUUUAGGGACCGUGAUUGGGACCGGGACCGUGAUAAGGAUUUUGAGCUGAUGCCACCUCCACGCAGCCACUGGAAAAAUGUUCCUGCUCCAGUUGAUGUUGAUCAACCCAUCGAUCCAAAUGAACCCACCUACUGUGUCUGUCAUCAGGUAUCUUUUGGAGACAUGAUUGCCUGCGACAAUGAGAAUUGUCAAGGAGGUGAAUGGUUCCAUUACUCAUGCGUUGGGCUCACACCGGAGACAAGAUUCCAAGGGAAAUGGUAUUGCCCGACAUGCGAACCAUUAUUUCCUUUGGCUUUAUAUGGGCUGUGAAAUGCUUCUUGCUGUUGUUCUUGUUGAGGCAGGUGAAGUUGCUCCAGUUAUGCAUGAAUGUUGCUUCAGUAUUUGGAUGCUAUUGUAUUUGAUAUCUUCCCUGUGGGAACAGAAGCAGCCAAGAGUGUAAAGUUUCUGUAAAGCCAUGGUUAAUUAUGUAAAUAAUAGCCUUGUUACUGCUUCAAGCUUCUUCCCUUGGGAAUGGAUCUCUUGCUUAUAAGGUUAAAGAAACGGUUUGAUGUUCAAAA